Molecule: messenger RNA, 609 nt
Organism: Penicillium roqueforti
Lineage: Eukaryota; Fungi; Ascomycota; Eurotiomycetes; Eurotiales; Aspergillaceae
Exons: 2
Coding region: 1-609 (202 amino acids)
Source: RefSeq, a predicted model, not a curated record
AUGAACUUCCGCGAGAAGGUCAAGCGGGUGUUCCGCUCCAGAUCCAAAAAUGAUGGAAAGCCCAAGGUCGAAUACUAUAGGCGACACGAGUGUCCCCCGUCCAAAUUCCGUGGUCCUUUCGAUCGUGCCCACCAGAAGAGCCUAGCCGCUUGGUCCUUCCAGGGUGCAAUGGUCGAACGGACUCGUUCAUUCGACGACUCCGUCUCACCUUGUACCACUUUUGAAGUGUCUGACGGCUACUCCGGCCCUUCCGAUACUGACUUUUCGGUGUCCCCGGACAAUGUCGAUCCAGUCGACGCCCUUCCUGAGGUCCCUGCAGAAUCUUCGCCACGCGCCCCCAACUCCGGCUCCCAGUCUUCCACCAUCGUCAACUCCUCCAGCUACAAUGGCUCAAUGAUGACCCUCACCAACGAGGGCUCCAUCUACGAGAUCCCAGAGGAUGUCAGAGAGCCCAAGUUCUUCCUCAAGGAGUCCGUCCGCUAUUCAUCACCUCUCGUCCGGGCUAUCUCGCCUGCCAUGACCCCGUGCGUCAUGUCCGCCCGGAAGGACCUCCCUUUUGCCCCAGAGGAUCUCGCCCGUGCCCUGAUCGCUAUCCAGGUCUGCGCCUGA